Molecule: messenger RNA, 763 nt
Organism: Phycomyces blakesleeanus NRRL 1555(-)
Lineage: Eukaryota; Fungi; Mucoromycota; Mucoromycetes; Mucorales; Phycomycetaceae
Exons: 7
Coding region: 13-681 (222 amino acids)
Biological process (GO): late endosome to vacuole transport via multivesicular body sorting pathway; vesicle budding from membrane
Cellular component (GO): multivesicular body
Source: RefSeq, a predicted model, not a curated record
AUUCUUUACACAAUGAACAGACUAUUUGGAACCUCUAAAAAGACACCAAAACCUACACUCAACGACGCAAUAUCUUCGACGGAUGGUCGUGCUGAUGCUGUUGAAGUCAAAGUCAAGAAACUUGAUGCUGAACUUACAAGGUACAGAGAUCAGAUGAAGAAAAUGAGAGAUGGACCUGCCAAGAGUGCAGUACAGCAAAAGGCGUUGAGAGUCUUGAAACAAAAAAAACUCUAUGAGGCUCAGCGAGACAACUUACAGCAACAGUCCUUUAAUAUGGAACAAGCACAAAUGACAACCGAAAAUUUGCGUAAUGUUAUGGCUACAGUAGAUGCUAUGCAGACAGCGAAUAAGGAAAUGAAAAAGCAAUACAAGAAUGUUGACUUGGACAAGAUUGAUCAAUUGCAAGAUGAAAUGGAGGAUUUAAUGGAGGCUGCAAACGAAGUUCAAGAAUCACUUGGUCGAUCUUAUAAUUUGCCUGAUGAUAUUGAUGAAGAUGACCUUGCAGCAGAAUUGGAUGCUCUUGGUGAUGAGCUUGAUUUUGAAGACGAAGUCCCUUCUUAUCUACAGGAUCCUACUGAGGAUCUUCCAAAGGUUGCCGAAACAGAUCCUAAACAGCAGCACGAGAUAUUGUUGGAUGAAUUUGGACUUCCAAUAGCUGCCCAGACCCCAAUGAAAGCAUAAUAUCAAAUAUCAAAUAUAAAUAAAUAAAUAAAUAAAUAAUAAUAAAAGAAAGAAAAAAGAGGCAGGCAAAUGUUUAAACUUU